Notolabrus celidotus (New Zealand spotty) is the source of this 3144-nucleotide messenger RNA. Its product is annotated as SR-related and CTD-associated factor 4-like. The transcript is spliced from 18 exons. Gene Ontology annotation, molecular function: RNA polymerase II C-terminal domain phosphoserine binding; RNA binding. Gene Ontology annotation, biological process: negative regulation of termination of RNA polymerase II transcription, poly(A)-coupled. Gene Ontology annotation, cellular component: nucleus. The record is from RefSeq and is a predicted model, not a curated record. Bases 206 to 2494 code for a protein of 762 amino acids. Lineage: Eukaryota; Metazoa; Chordata; Actinopteri; Labriformes; Labridae.
UCAUGGACACGCACGGGGGUGGGGCCCUUAGAGCUAACAGCAGACCUAGCAUAGCUGACCGUUGAAGAGGAAUGUGACCGCACAUAAAUACAGAUAUAUAGAUAAUUCUAUGUUGCAGGUUAUGCAUUCAACUAAACAUCGACGCAUUGUUUUGCUCGUAUAGUGGACACAUUCGUCGACUGGUUGUCUUUAUAACAAAAACAUUAUGGAUGCAGUGAACGCUUUCAACAUGGAGUUGUUCUCCAUGAUUGAAAUGAAGCCUCCGAUAUCCCGUGCUAAGAUGAUGUCUGUAACAAAAUCAGCCAUCAAAGCUAUCAAGCUUUACAAGCAUGUUGUCCAGAUCGUAGAAAAGUUUAUCAAGAAGUGCAAGCCAGAUCUAAAGGUCCCUGGUUUGUACGUGGUUGAUUCUAUUGUUCGACAGUCACGGCAUCAGUUUGGUGUUGACAAGGAUGUAUUUGGACCUAGAUUCUUGAAGAACUUCACAGAUACCUUUCAAAACCUUUACCACUGCCCAGAGGAUGAUAAGAGCAAAAUUCUUCGUGUCUUGAACCUGUGGCAGAAGAAUGGUGUGUUCGAUAUGGACAUCAUUCAGCCUCUAAUGGAUAUGGCCAAUGGACCAGUAGUACCUCCCCCUACACUUGCAGUUCCAGUUCACUCCCAAACGGUAACACAGCCUCCUGUCACUAGUGCCUCCGAAGUGCCUGCUGUACCCCAGUUACCCACUCCUGAUGCUUUAGCGGCUGUGGCACAGCUGUUUCAGUCCCCCCAUGGUCAGGAGCUCCAGAGGAUGCUCCAGAGCUUCCAGCAGGCAGAUAAGAGCCUUGCUACCAUUUCAAACAACAUACCAAACCCACCUCAGAUGCCCGUGGCGCAGCUCAACCAGUAUAAUGCACACACAGAGAAGAAGAGCUCUUUAGCCGAGAAACUCCUUGACAGAUUUGACUAUGAUGAUGAACCUGAUGAUAUAAUGGCUAAAGAAGGAGCUGCCCAAAUACAAGGCUUUCCUGAAAAUGUAUUCAACCAUCUUCACGGUCAGAUGCCCAACACAGAGAAUGUUCACCCACAUAUGAUUGGUCAGCCUGGAGGUUCUGAGCACGGCGGAGGAAUGAGUCAUGUUGAACGUCAAAGGAUGCCAGAUGGUUACCCGCCCUCAAACGAGGCUUAUCCACAGUCGCAGGAAAAUUCAAGAGAAAGCUCAGCUCUGAGGCGGGAGGGCCGACACAGAGGCUAUGGGAGGAGAUCAAGGUCCAGAUCUGGUUCAAGAUCUCCAAGGAGAAGAAGAUCAAGGUCUUCAUCUCGCUCAAGAAGGCCCAGGCACAGACGCUCUCGUUCACGCUCCAGAGAACGACGCUGGAGAUCUCGCUCUGGUUCUCGAGACACAGGAGAAAGAGAGAGAGACAGGGAGCGCAGACAGAAGGGUCUCCCCAGCAUAAAGAGCCAAUCACUCAGUGUUUGCAGCACUACACUAUGGGUUGGACAACUAGAUAAGAAAACUCAGCAGUCUGACGUGAUGUCCCUUCUGGAAGAGUUUGGACAGAUUGAUUCCGUCAAUAUGAUUCCUCCGAGGGGUUGUGCAUACAUCGUUAUGGUUCACAGACAAGAUGCCAACACAGCCUUAAACAAACUCAGUCGAGGGUCAUACAAAGUCAAUCAGAAGCCUGUUAAGAUUGCUUGGGCGUUAAACAAAGGUAUAAAAUCAGCUCACAAAAAGUUCUGGGAUGUGGAGCGGGGAGUUACCUACAUCCCCUGGAACAAAGUCAAAGUGGAGGAGUUGGAGAUCUAUCGAGAAGGAGGCAUUCUGGAUGCAGAGACUCUUAAUCCAGAUUGGAACAAUGCCAAGGACCUCCAGAAGCUGGCAGCUGUUAAUGGAGUAUCGGAAAGUGUACCAGCAGAAGGGACCAUAGCUGCCCACAUUCAGGUGCCACCAGUUGAACAGACAGUGCCAAUUGGAAGUCCAGCUGUUUUUCCUUCCCCCAUCAUGCUGUCCCCCACAGGCAUGCCUCCGGGUGGAGCUCCUUUCAUCCCCCCAGAGUUUGACCACUCGAAGAUGACACCAGCAGUCGGAAGUGUAAAACCUCCAGAGAACCCAAUAAAUGAUUCUAUAGGAGACAAAAGCACACCAUCCGAUGCCCUCACUGACCACAAGCUGGGCUCUCCUACAGCACCAGUAAUGAACCUGCCAGGUCCAGGCAUGAUGCAGGGUCCCAGACCGGGUAUGCCACCUUUGCAGCCUCCUCCUGGCAUUCAAAAUCCUCAUAUACCUCGCUUCCUCCCACCUCCUAAUAUGCCACCCAUGCCCCCUCAAAUGAUGCCCGGAGGUGCCAUGUUUCCACCGGACAGGUUUAGGAUGCCCAUGCCCUUCCCCCCUCGUGGCCCUCCUUUCCAUCGACCUCCCCCUAUGGGACCAGGCGGCAUGGAUGACAGAGAUGGAAGGCAUUUCCAAAAUGUGAGGCCAGGUUUUGGUGGCCCCCCUUUCCCCAGAGGGAGGUGGUAGAGUGACAAAGUGAUGAUGGACCUGAAGGAGAGGAAGCUGAAACACAGAGGACAGAUAUGAAUUAAUAUCAGACUAUCUGGUUCAGUGAGGACUAAUGUGAACUAUUGGAAGUCUGGAAACUUGUGAUAAGACUUUUUUUUACCACAAGAACAUUUUUUUAGGGUUCAAAUAAACACUGACGAGACAAUGUGUUCUGAAUGUUGUCUGUGCUCCCUUGAAAUCACCAGAGAAGAGACACCUUGCUGUGAAUAUUGCUCUUGCUUUUAGUUGUUUUAUAUCUUUUUGUAUAUUUGAAAAUUGCUUAGCUCCUGCUUCAGUCUGUUAUCCUGGUAGUAGUAGGUAAAACACAGGGAAAGUCUGUAUUUUUGAGCUAAUGCCCUCACCAGAGUUUGCUUUCUUUGGAUAUGACAGUGUAAUCUAUAAUUCAUACCUUUUGGGUAUUUUGUUUUUUUAGUGAAAUGCCUUUGUAACACACUAAUGUUUAUCUCCUCACCAGAAAAGUUGGAUUUCAUUUAAAGCAGAAAAGGAUUUCCUGUCCUGCCAGUAGAGGGUAGAAUAAACCCUGUUACCACAGCCAACCUGUCUUGUACAUUAAGGUCACACCUUGUAAUCAUGUGCUGUGAAUAUUAAAAAGAGGUACUACCAUUUGA